This is a messenger RNA of Musa acuminata subsp. malaccensis (wild Malaysian banana), 1184 nucleotides long. Its product is annotated as transcription factor MYB73-like. The record is from RefSeq and is a predicted model, not a curated record. Gene Ontology annotation, molecular function: RNA polymerase II cis-regulatory region sequence-specific DNA binding; DNA-binding transcription factor activity, RNA polymerase II-specific. Gene Ontology annotation, biological process: regulation of DNA-templated transcription. NCBI's taxonomy places the organism in Eukaryota, Viridiplantae, Streptophyta, Magnoliopsida, Zingiberales, Musaceae. Gene Ontology annotation, cellular component: nucleus.
UAUAAUCUCAACCAACAAGAAGAGAGAGGAACCCACGCGACUUUGGCGGUAAAGUGGUUCGAUUGCAAGCGGUUCACGUCUCAUGCCGAUCCAAUCCCAACGAACCAGAGGCUAACGGUCGUCAAAUUGGAUGCGUCCUAAAAACCACCACUAACCGCAAACCAAACGAAACCCCAACGGAGUCCGUCGACUCGAGCGAUAAAUAUGGUGAUAUAUGUAGUAGGAGAAGAAGAGAUGGCGGUGGUGAAGGGUGGCGAUGUUGGGGAGCAACCUGUCAAGGGUUCAUGGAACCCGGAGGAGGACGCGGUUCUUAUGCGGCUGGUGGAGCAGCACGGGCCGCGCAACUGGACAGUGAUCAGCGCGAGCAUCCCCGGGCGGUCGGGGAAGUCGUGCCGGCUGCGGUGGUGCAACCAGCUCAGCCCCACCGUACACCGCCGCCCCUUCACCCCCGCCGAGGACGAGGCCAUCGUCGCGGCCCAUGCUCUGUACGGAAACAAGUGGGCCACCAUCGCCCGCCUCCUCCCCGGCCGCACCGACAAUGCCGUCAAGAACCACUGGAACUCCACCCUCCGCCGCCGCCUCCAAGCCGCCGCUGACGCGGUCGACGCGUCCGCCUCCGAGCGACCCGUCCCGUCCUCCCCGAUGCAGCUCGACGCCGCGGCCACAGCGCCCGUUGCCGCCGACUCCGACGAGCCGGGCGAGUCGGACUCGGGCUCGCUAUCUGGGAAGCGCCCGUGCUUGAGGGACGACGACGCGACUGACGGCAGCGCCGGGGGGUCCGGUCCGGUUACGUCUCUAACUCUUGGACGGCUAGGGGAGGGCGGCGGGACAGACGGCGGUGGAGGGCGGCUGUGGGAGGAGCCGACGGCGGGGAUGUGCUUGUUGGCUAUAAUAAGAGAGAUGAUAGUGGAGGAGGUGACGAGUUACAUGAACCGACUUCCAUCGGGAGGAGGAAGCGGCGGUGGCAGCUCCAUCAUCAUCGGGACCGAUUCCGCAUCCAACGGCCAGGAUUGAUUCUAAGUCUCGAUCUUCUAAUAAAUGAUGGUGAUGCUACGACCGAACAUGUCUUUUGCUUGAUCACAAAUGUCAGCAGCAUCUUCCUCUUCUAACGCUCCUUCAUUGGCAUCAGAGAACACCACCAACACCGACAAGCUUGCUGCAGAUGGUGAUCGAGGUGAGGCAAG